AUGGCAAUGCAGCUUGCUCACUUCUUCGCCCGGGUCUGCGAGCCCCGCGGCUUCAACCUGUACGACAAGGCACCAAAGCAGGACAUCCCGAAACCAUGGAACGAGCUGCAGAUUCACACCAGCUUCAAGUAUGCGAUGGGGAACUUCAAGGAGGAAGACAUCUGCAACCGGGCGUGCCGGUAUGUCGAUGAUCCCAUGCGUGCCUCUGGCGUCUUCGAGAACACAGGCGACCAGCUGCCUUUGGCAAACAUGUGGCAGGCAUGCCGUGGCAUGCCCCUUCUGUGCUUUGCUGGCCUGGCUUGGAGGACCGGAGGUAUGGAACACGGGCACGAUGUCGAGGAACUCACUGAGGAAGUGGUGAACUCGAGGAUGCAUCCCCUGCAGAAUCUUGCAGUUCGAUCCGAGGAUGUGGUGAUCACCAAGGAGGAGCCGCUCCCGGAGCAGCCAGCUGCGGAGGAGCAGCCGCCUCCUGUUGAUGCCGAAAUGGAGGGCGGAGACAGCUGGUGGGCCCUGCACUGGAGCGCAUCUCGCUACGGCCAGUUCGAGACGCGGUGCAGGGCGAGGGGCCGCUCGCGCUCGCGGCGGACGAAGCGCGUGCGCGUAGUCGCUACCAGCUGGAUGGAGCACGAUACGGACCCCUCGCCCUAUCGCUGGCAGGACACAUGGUGA
Symbiodinium natans is the source of this 669-nucleotide messenger RNA. The record is from the annotation of a GenBank genome assembly. Lineage: Eukaryota; Dinophyceae; Suessiales; Symbiodiniaceae.